This is a messenger RNA of Macroventuria anomochaeta, 1013 nucleotides long. RefSeq lists its product as uncharacterized. Lineage: Eukaryota; Fungi; Ascomycota; Dothideomycetes; Pleosporales; Didymellaceae. The record is from RefSeq and is a predicted model, not a curated record. The transcript has a single exon. Bases 163 to 831 code for a protein of 222 amino acids.
UGACACUUGGCUAUCAGCGAAGAGAGAACGCUCUUUGCAGGCUCUGAUGUCAACCAUUCAUUGCCAGAUGCUACAUCGUCUGCGCUGAGUGUUCCUUGACAAGAAAGUUGCACAUCCAACACUGAGACCAUUACACUGACAGAUGUGCCUUUCCAAAGCAACAUGGGUUCACAAGUUGGCGAUCCACUUGCUAGUGAAGAUCAACAGUCAUGGAAGCGCAAGCGCUGCGAAGAGGGGAGCAUUACUGCGAUGCAAACGAAGAUCGACGCGCUGCGGAAAGACCUUGCAAAGUUGACAUGGGAAUACAAGAUGCAAAAAAUCUGUGAAACUGCUUCUCAAGGACCGCUGGGGCAGAACGAUAGUAGAGAUCCGAGUUCCAUUCCACCAUACCGCAAACGAGGAUCACAGGUAUCAUUAAGCAAUUGCGCUGAUAUCAUCUGCUAUAUGCAAGCUUACGGCGUGUUGGUAUGCAAGCAGCAUCAUACUGCAAUAGUUAACCUUGAUAAGCACCUCUUGCGGUAUCACAACGUGCCUGCUUUGGCCCAAAGACAGAUUGUUGACUGCUUCAGUCGCCUCAAAGCGCUGGACCCGGCCGAGGUCAAGCUCCCAGACAAGCCCGCAGAAGCGAUAGAGGAGCUUGGAAAGCCGCUGACCGGGUUACAGUGCACGACAUGCGUGUAUAUCACGAUUAGCAAAGAACAGAUGCGCAUGCACUGUAAAAAGGAUCAUCAGCAGGCUUGGAAGGGUGAUACAAGUCAGUUGUAUAGUAUCGUCAAGGUGCAGAGCUUUUUCAGCACAGGCGGGUUGCAGAAAUACUUUAAAGUCAGAUAAUAUCAGGAAUCAACGCGUGUAGGAAUGACCCUGAGCCUCAGAUAGGCACUGAACUCUUGCGCAGUGUACUUUGCUUACAAAAGAUAAACAUGCCUUUGACAGAAUGCAGAUGUGCAUGCUUUGCAAAACCAAUCAUCAGCAUAUGUAGAUAAGCGAGACGUUGAUGAGCAAUACAAUCGCAU